Messenger RNA from Hibiscus syriacus, 419 nucleotides. RefSeq names its product transcription repressor OFP7-like. The transcript has a single exon. Lineage: Eukaryota; Viridiplantae; Streptophyta; Magnoliopsida; Malvales; Malvaceae. The coding region runs from base 86 to 412 and encodes 108 amino acids. Gene Ontology annotation, biological process: negative regulation of DNA-templated transcription. The record is from RefSeq and is a predicted model, not a curated record.
AAGAGCCGAGACCGAAACACUAAUAUCAACUUCCAGAACCUUCUGGGACGAUUCGUCGUCGUUUGAGUUGGCUGAGGAAUCUCACAUGGAAACCAAGAAGAAGAAGAAACUAAGCAAUGGGAAGAUGGUGAAGAGACUGAGAAGCUUGGGGUCAAAGAAACACAGAGGAGAUCCGCCGUGGAGGGCGGAAGGGAAGGUGAGGGAGAGCGUAGCGGUGGUGAAGAAAUCGGAGGAUCCUUACGAGGACUUCAAGAGGUCGAUGAUGGAAAUGAUAGUGGAGAAGCAGAUGUUCCAAGUGGAGGAAUUGGAGCAGCUGUUGCAGUUCUUUCUUUCGUUGAAUUCCAGGGAAUUUCAUGGAAUCAUUGUGCAGGCCUUCACCGAGAUUUGGGAAGCUUUGUUUUGUGACCAAUAAAUAGCUU